AAUAUAGAUGAAAAAUUUUUUUAGAAAUCAUUUUUACUUUGAGCUUCAAACGAGUUGGACGGUUUUCUUAAAAAAUCGGUAAUUUUGUCUCCGUAAUAAUUAAUCGUGAAAUUAAUUAAUUUUCUAAUUUAAUUUUUUUUGGGAGUUGUCCAUUAUAUAAAAUAAUAUAAUACAAAAUGUGUGACGAAGAAGUUGCUGCUCUCGUUGUUGAUAAUGGAUCUGGUAUGUGCAAAGCUGGUUUUGCUGGAGACGAUGCACCUCGUGCUGUUUUCCCUUCAAUUGUAGGUCGUCCAAGACAUCAAGGUGUCAUGGUCGGUAUGGGUCAAAAGGAUUCAUAUGUUGGUGAUGAAGCUCAAAGCAAAAGAGGUAUUUUAACAUUAAAAUAUCCAAUUGAACAUGGUAUUGUUACAAAUUGGGAUGAUAUGGAAAAAAUUUGGCAUCAUACCUUCUAUAAUGAAUUACGUGUUGCACCCGAAGAACAUCCAGUAUUAUUAACUGAAGCACCAUUAAAUCCUAAAGCUAAUCGUGAAAAAAUGACCCAAAUAAUGUUUGAAACAUUUAAUACACCAGCUAUGUAUGUAGCAAUUCAAGCUGUAUUAUCAUUAUAUGCAUCUGGUCGUACAACUGGUAUUGUAUUAGAUUCUGGAGAUGGUGUAUCACAUACAGUACCAAUAUAUGAAGGUUAUGCAUUACCACAUGCCAUAUUACGUUUAGAUUUGGCUGGCCGUGAUUUAACAGAUUAUUUAAUGAAAAUUUUAACUGAACGUGGUUAUUCAUUUACAACAACAGCUGAACGUGAAAUUGUCCGUGACAUUAAAGAAAAAUUAUGUUAUGUUGCAUUAGAUUUUGAACAAGAAAUGGCAACAGCAGCAUCAUCAUCAUCAUUGGAAAAAUCAUAUGAAUUACCUGAUGGUCAAGUUAUUACAAUUGGUAAUGAAAGAUUCCGUUGUCCAGAAGCAUUAUUCCAACCAUCAUUCUUGGGUAUGGAAGCAUGUGGUAUUCAUGAAACAACAUAUAAUUCAAUUAUGAAAUGUGAUGUUGAUAUUCGUAAAGAUUUAUAUGCUAAUACUGUAUUAUCUGGUGGUACUACAAUGUAUCCAGGUAUUGCUGAUCGUAUGCAAAAAGAAAUUACAUCAUUGGCUCCAUCAACAAUGAAAAUUAAAAUUAUUGCACCACCAGAAAGAAAAUAUUCAGUAUGGAUCGGUGGUUCUAUUUUGGCUUCAUUAUCUACAUUCCAACAGAUGUGGAUCUCUAAACAAGAAUAUGAUGAGUCUGGCCCAUCAAUUGUACAUAGAAAAUGUUUCUAAAUAUUUUCUAUAUAUUAUAAUAAUAAUAAUAUUAAAAUAAUAUUAAAAAAAAUAAAUUUACUAAUUCAUUUUACAUUUAUUAUAAAAAAUAAUACAUUUUUAAAUUAAUAAUUAUAAAUGGAAAUGUCCAACUCUAUUUAUAAAAUUAAUUCAAGCAACAUCAGCAAUACAUCAAAAACAACAACAUCAAUAAAAAGAAAGAAAAAAUCAAGUGUAAAAAACACAAAAUAAAAAAAAGACAUAAGAAAGAAGAAAUUUGUAAAAUUCCAAAACCACAUUCCUUUUUGUAUUUAAAAUAAAUAAAAAAAAAAAACAAAAAUAAUACAGUAUUUGUACUACUAUUAUUGUAACAUUUAUUGGUAUCCUUUUUGAAGUGAAUAAAAACCAACUACACAUAAAAA
Condylostylus longicornis is the source of this 1708-nucleotide messenger RNA. Its product is annotated as actin-5C-like. Lineage: Eukaryota; Metazoa; Arthropoda; Insecta; Diptera; Dolichopodidae. The transcript has 3 exons. Gene Ontology annotation, biological process: mitotic cytokinesis. The record is from RefSeq and is a predicted model, not a curated record. The coding region runs from base 177 to 1307 and encodes 376 amino acids.